AUUUUAUUUUAUUUUAUUUUUUUAUGAACACAAUCAUAAAAAUGAAAAUUCUUCACGCACAAAUCUGGAGCUUUUGCUGUAAAUCGAAAUCAAAUCGGAUGAAAUCGAGUGCAAGUACAUGUAUUUCCUUAGUUUUUUUUUUCAUUACUGAUAAACGAAAAUUUUUCAAGUAUAUAAUAGAGAACGCUUGCGCGUAUAUCAAACACGUGGAUAUGAGCUUUUAAUCUGGAACACUAGAGCUGGAGCUUUUAGUAUCGCAUGUGUCAGACUUGUGUGAACAUUACUUGAUUAAAUAAUUUCUCCCUUGAAUAAUUUUAUAUAAAAUUAAAAGGGCGAACGUCAAGUCUUCAUUCUCAAUAAAGAAAUUCCAUUGUCCAUCGAUAGCAUAAAAAAUCCAAAUAUUAAAUAAAAAACAUAUUAAAAAAUAAAUUAAAGAAUUGUUUACGAUAAAUCGGUAGUGAGGUGGCUGGAGGUAAUUAAUUACAACAAAAAAUUUCUUUUUUACUGCGUAAUUAUUUCCGUAAUGAGUAGCUUUGAGCGAAAAUGAGGGAAUAAUACAUUAUGUGAUUUUCGCGGUGAAGAUUUUCUCACAGGUGUGAGAGGCGAAUUUUUUAAUCACACAGUGCGGAAUUUUACAUUACGACGUGCGUAAUUCGGCAUUUACCGCACAGAGUGAUGUAAAGUUAAAUAUUCUAGGAAUGUUUUUUUUUUAAAGGAUCUGAAGAUUUAAUAUCAGAAGAAAAUAUCAAGAGAUCUUUCCUCUAGGAAAUUUAACCGGUUGAUGAUUUUAGCUUGAAUUAAUCGAGAUAAAAUCAUUAGAAAUUAUUAGAACUAAUUAGAAAAAUCUGCGGAAAAUGGCGUCGAAGGAGGAUUCGGCGGCAGAAACCGGUCAGGCACCGGCGAAGGAUGACAUUUAUGACAAUCGCCCGGUUGCAAAAAAAAUAAUCCGGAUAAUAACAGUAAUGGCGUACUUGGUGUCAGUGAGUUUCGUCGCAAUUGUCCUGAGUGGUUAUUACAUAUUUCUGUGGCAUCCACCCCCUGGGGGAUCGUUAAGCCUGCGGGACCCCCACAGCGAGUAUUUGAUGGAGAACUCUCCCUCUAACAACAGAAGUAUCAGUGAAAUCAUCGAGCGAAUGAAUUUAUUCCGGAAAAAUACUGCACGUCGUCGAGGACUCAACAGGACGUCAUCCCAUCACGACCGAUUGAAUAUCGAUAAUUCAACGAAAAUUAACUUCAAUCAUACAUGGGAAUAUCCUGACACAUCGCCGGGUGUUUAUGACUCUGUCACUCAUCAAUUGAUUACGAUUCCGUCAUUAAUCGAGACGAAGAUACCGGAGGGUUCUCAUGCCCUCGAGACAUCCGAUUCUUCGACGUCCGAAGGAAUUCAAGAAAGGACAACAGCAAAACCGAACGUCACAGAAUCCUUAGAAAAGGAGAAAUUGGUUUAUCCACCUGUUUACCUCGAGGAGAAUCAGCCGAUUGAGAGGCCGGAAUUGGAGGCUUCUCUUAAUCCUUUACCAACGAUAAAUCCCACGAGCGCUGAAUAUCAGGAUAUCUCCGUAGAAAACGUGGAAGAACCCUUAGGCAUUGAAUUCGAUAGCGAUAGAUUGACGCGUAGGUAAAUCCAGAAGGAUUUAAUCAUUCGAAUCAUCAAGUCUUCGUGUCAAAAUAAACGAUUAGGAACAAUUGACGAUUUUUCGAUCGAAAAAUACCUUCCAGUACUUAAUUACUAGUUCUUUCAAUGAUACUAUCAGUUCAAAUUUAUCUAACUACCCGACAAUUUUGGGAAAA
Molecule: messenger RNA, 1791 nt
Organism: Fopius arisanus
Lineage: Eukaryota; Metazoa; Arthropoda; Insecta; Hymenoptera; Braconidae
Product: putative transmembrane protein INAFM2
Exons: 2
Coding region: 855-1622 (255 amino acids)
Source: RefSeq, a predicted model, not a curated record